This is a messenger RNA of Blastocystis hominis, 356 nucleotides long. RefSeq lists its product as hypothetical. The coding region runs from base 1 to 339 and encodes 112 amino acids. The transcript has 3 exons. Gene Ontology annotation, cellular component: mitochondrion; mitochondrial intermembrane space. The record is from RefSeq and is a predicted model, not a curated record. NCBI's taxonomy places the organism in Eukaryota, Bigyra, Opalinata, Blastocystidae. Gene Ontology annotation, biological process: mitochondrial respiratory chain complex II assembly; succinate metabolic process.
AUGCCUCCUCCACAUCUCACGGAUAUGCAACGCCAUUUCUUCUCUCUCUAUCGGAGAAUUCUAAGAGUGCAUGAAAAGAAACUACCCUUUGAGAUGAGAGUACUGGGUAAUUUGUUCGUCAAGGAGGAAUUCAAAAAGACUUUGAAGGCCAAGCCCAUGUAUUGGCCACGUUUUAUCAAUGAAUGGGAAGCUUACUACGACGAUUUGGCCAAGGAUCUCCAUGUUGGAAAGGAUUUGUCGGAGGAAGACAAGGAAGCAAUGAAUGAUGGACAAAGGGAGCAGUUGGUCAAUUUGGAGAAGGAAGCCAAACACAUCUUUGACAAGGAAAACAAAGUUUAAUCAAAUGAAUUAUUUUA